AUGCCCCCCGUGCGCCUCUCGCUCCCGGGCGCCCGCGCGCCGGCGGCGCGCGCGCCGCGCCCCCGCGCAUGGGACGCGGACGCGGAGGAGGCGCCGGUAUCAACGCCGAGCAGCGCUGCGCCGGUCCCCGUGUCCAAGGCGGUGCGCAAGCAGCAGGAGGAGGCCGAGGCGCUCGACGCCAGCACGUUCGACUACGACGGCGUGAUGAAGGCGGCGGAGCGCGCCGUGCGGCAGGCCAAGAAGGACGAGGACAGCGCACGCAAGCCGAAGUACAUGAGCCAGUUCUUCGAGGCGGCCGAGCUGCGCGAGCGCGACCGGCUGCGCGCCGAGAGCAAGCGGCUCCAGCGCGAGCGCGAGGCGGAGGGCGACGCGUAUGCCGGCAAGGAGGCGUUUGUCACGUCCGCGUACAAGGCGCAGCAGGACGAGUGGAAGCGCGCCGAAGAGGAGGAGCGCGUGCGCGAGGCGCGCGCGCGGAGCAGGCGCGGUGGCGUCGCGGCGUUCCGCCAGGCCCUGCUCAACGAGGAGGCGGAGCGGCGCCAGGCGGCGAUCGAGGCGGCCAGCGCUGCGCCGCCGGCGUCGAGCGACGCCCCGGGCGCGGCGGACGACGUGUCCGACACGCAGCGCGCCGACGAGGCACGCGCGCGCGGCCUGCACGUCGAGCUGAACGACGACCGCCAGAUCGUGGACCGGCGCGACCUGCUGCAGCGCGGCCUCAAUGUGGUGCGCAAGCGCAAGGAGCCGGACGCGCCGCGCGAGCCUGCGCCGCCGGCGAGCGCGAGCGCGCGCGCGAGGCGCAGCCAGCACAUGGAGGACGAGCUGCUCGCGCGGCUGCAAGGCGAUAGCGACUCUGAGUAG
Messenger RNA from Malassezia sympodialis ATCC 42132, 855 nucleotides. NCBI's taxonomy places the organism in Eukaryota, Fungi, Basidiomycota, Malasseziomycetes, Malasseziales, Malasseziaceae. The record is from the annotation of a RefSeq genome assembly.